AUGGCAUCCUCUAGCCGUCUCCUGUCUGAAGUUCAGUUCCAGUGCUCUAUCUGUCUGGAUGUGUUCACUGAACCUGUCUCCACUCCAUGUGGACACAACUUCUGCGAGGCCUGUAUCAGCGGAUACUGGGAUACCACUGACCUGUGUCAGUGUCCACUGUGCAAGCAUAAAUUCAACAGAAGACUUCAACUAAAAACCAACACAACACUCAGGGAUGUUGCAGUUUAUUUUAAGAGGAAGAGAGCGAGAGACCUAGAUGAGUCCCUCCCUUCGCUUGGAGAAAUGGUCUGUGAUGUUUGCACUGGCAAACGAUGUAAGGCCCUGAAGUCCUGCCUGGAGUGUCAAACCUCUUUUUGUGAGACUCACCUGCAGCCUCAUCAGAGAGUCACCGGCCUGAAAAGGCACAAGUUAAUAGACCUCGUGGAGAAUCUGGAAGACAGGAUGUGUAAGAAGCAUGACAGACUGCUGGAGCUGUUCUGUAGGACUGACCAGACUUGUGUGUGUCAGUUCUGCAUUGAGACAGACCACAAGAAUCACCACACCGUCCCUCUAGAGGAAGAGUGUGGAGAGAGGAAGGUUCAGCUGGGGAAGACGGAGCGACAGAUACGUCAGAUGAUCAGGGAACAACUAGAGAAGGUUCAGGAGAUCAAACACUCAGUAGAGCUCAGCAAGAGAGACGCACAGAGCGAGAUGGCAGACAGCCUGCAGGUCGUCAGUGAUCUGAUGGAUUCCAUUGAGGAACGCAAGGCUGAGUUCAUUGAGGAGGUUGAGAAAAUGCAGAAAGCAGCAGAGAAUCGGGCUGAAGGGUUUAUUAAAGAGCUGGAGCAGGAAAUCACUGACCUACGUAGGAGACACACUGAGUUGGAACAGCACUCACACACUGAGGACCACCUCCACAUCCUCCAGAGCUUCCCAUCCCUGUGUACCCCUCCAAAUACCAAGGACUGGUCUGAGAUCAGUGUUCACUGUGAGCUGUGUGUGGGGAAUAAUAUGCAGCAGUAUGCAGUGGAUGUGACUCUGGACCCUGAUACAGCAUAUGAAAGGGUCGUUGUAUCCAAGGACAAGAAACUGGUGAGAAAAGGAGGCAGAAGAAGAAAUCUCCCUGACAACCCAGGUAGGUUUCUUUGGAGUUACUCUGUCUUGGGAAAACGGGGCUACUCCUCUGGGAAAUUCUACUAUGAGGUGCAGGUGGAGGGGAGGAUUUCCUGGAAGUUAGGAGUGGCCAGAGAGUCCUUGUUGUUCACUGAGCCCUGA
Salmo salar (Atlantic salmon) is the source of this 1254-nucleotide messenger RNA. RefSeq names its product E3 ubiquitin-protein ligase TRIM47-like. Gene Ontology annotation, molecular function: zinc ion binding. NCBI's taxonomy places the organism in Eukaryota, Metazoa, Chordata, Actinopteri, Salmoniformes, Salmonidae. The record is from RefSeq and is a predicted model, not a curated record.